Solanum lycopersicum (tomato) is the source of this 990-nucleotide messenger RNA. The record is from RefSeq and is a predicted model, not a curated record. Lineage: Eukaryota; Viridiplantae; Streptophyta; Magnoliopsida; Solanales; Solanaceae.
AUGUUCUUUUAUUCUCAUAAACAGGCAACAUCAGGUGGACGAUUAGCAGCUGCUCGUGAUGCAAGAUCAUUAACAACUGCAAUUAAGAAUAUUAAUGCAAAGCUUGGACCAUUGGAGGUUGAGAAAAAGAUAGAAGUCAAUCCGGAGUUGACAGAACAAAAAGGAGAGGGAACGGAUGUAUCCAGCAAGAAUGAAAAGUCUCCAGACUCACCCAAGACUCAGCAUGACCUUGCAGCUACGCCCGCCAAAGUGGAGUCACCUACCAAAUCAGUGGAUGUUGUGGAACCAACUAGCAAAGCACAAGUGCAAGAAGACUCAAUAGAUAUAUCCUACAACAAACAUAGGAGCACCGAACCUCUGGUAAAAAAUGUAUUAUCUCCAACAGCGCUUAAUGAAGAAUCUUCUAAGUCACCUCAAGACGUCACAACUUCCUCAUCCAAAAGUGAAGAGUCUACCCUAUCCCCCAUGAAACACAAAGACUCUUCCUCACCUGAAAUCGAUACACAUGAAACUAAAGAUUCUACGCCAUCACCCAAAAAACAACAUGACUCCACUGCUUCCGCACCCAAAAUGAGUACACAUGAGCCUAAUCCAUCACCAAAACAACACCAUGACUCCACAGCUUCCUCACCUAAAAUGAGUACACAUGAUCCUAAUCCAUCACCAAAAAAACACCAUGACUCCACAGCUUCCUCACCCAAAAUGAUUAUACAUGACUCUACUCCAUCACCAAAGAAACACCACGAGUCUACAACUUCCUCACCUAAAACGGGUAUGCAUGAGUCUACUCCGUCACCAAAGAAACACCAUGAGUGUACAUCUUCCUCACCUAAAACGGGUAGACAUGAGUCUACGACAUCACCAAUGAAACACCAUGACUCCACAACUUCCUCCCCUAAAAUGGUUACUCAUGAAUCUACUCCAUCACCGAAAAAACACCAUGACUCCACAACUUCUUCACCUAAAGUGAGUACACAUGAGUCUACAUAA